AUGGACGAUAUUGAUGAUGCAGAGUUGGUUAGUACAAGAAAGCCCGAACAACCAACUGAAUCAGCAAAAACUUCAUCAGUUCUUGCACCGUCAGCAAAAUUCGAUCGUCAAGAAAAUGUUAUCAAAGUUCUAUUAAGCCAUGUUUAUUUUGGAAUGACAACGAAGGAAAAAUGUAUAAUGGCAAAAACUUUUACGGAUAUGGGACUUUUAUUUAGACCAACGUCUUGUCAAGUCUCUAUCUGUUUUCGUAAGAUGAGAGAUGAAGUUGUAAUUCCAUUCGGUGAAGUAUUUAGUUGUGAACUUGUUAGCGAAAGGGAAUUAGUAGUAAAAUUAAGACCAGGAUUUACCAGAGCGUAUUAUUCUCAUCCUGAUGCAUUUCCCUACAAAAAAGAACCUGUUCUUUUGAAUAAUGAUCCAACGAAUGGACGUUUUUCAGGAGUUAAUUCAUUACUCAUAAGAUCUUAUCAUGCAACAGAUUUUGAUUUUCUUUCAGAUCAUGGGUUUAAUAUAAAAAGUGAAAGCUUUAAUAAGAAAAAAACAAAUGAAAUUGUUAACGAAUAUCCAAUAGCAUCAUCAUCCAAUGGCAAUCAGACGAUACGACAAUCUGUUGAUAACUCGAUAAAUGUUUCAUCUCAACAAGCUCAACAAGCUCAACAAGAAACUUCACCUAAAGUCAUUAUUGAAAAUUAUGUCGCGGUUACUCAAAAAAUAGUUAGUAAAACUAAGACAGUUACCAAAAGUUUCGGAACGCGACAAGAUUCUAAUGAUCAACAAAACAGGCUUAAUUCUACAUCACAACGAUCACAAUCAUCACAAUAUUCAUUACGGCCUCCAUCAUCUUCAACAACCUUUAAUUCCUCGCCAUUCACACCUCUUCCUAAAUUUUCAACAAUGGCAUCUUCAACGAACCCAAAUUUCUCAGCUUCAAAAAUAUUUCAUCAACGUUUCAAUCUUCGACACCUCAAAAUUCUUCUAAUGUGCAAAAUUCGAUUCAGCACAAAAAAAAGACAGAAUGAAAAACGAGCGUUUAUUUAUGCUUCUGAUGGUACAUUGUAUCAUCUUCAUUUUGCUAUUCGUCAAAGAUUUAAAAAACAUCAAUGGAAUAAAAGUUGGUACAAAGAGGAGGGUUCAUGGCAUACAUUGGAAUGCGAAGGAGAUUGGAUGAAAGCAAAGUCGUCAAGAGAGAUUAUUAUCACGGGACAAGCAUCGCCACAGACAAAUCCUGUUAUUAAGAUUGAUUGCACUACUUAUAAGUAUUGUACAGAAAGUAAACAUCAUAACCUUCAUGAAUCAUAUUGCGAAGAAUAUAAUAAUUACGAGAAAAGAGAUGCGGACCCUUUCACUGAUGAAUUGCGUCGUUCAGGUUUAAUUCAAUUUCGAAAAAGGGAGGCUGACCCUAUUGACAAGAGGGAUGCUGGUCCUCUUCACAAAAGGGAUGCUGAUCCUCUUCACAAAAGGGAUGCUGAUCUUCAUAAAAGGGAUGCCGAACCUCUUCACAAAAGGGAUGCCAAUCCUCUUCGCCAAAGGGAUGCUGAUCCUCUUCACCAAAGGGAUGCCGAUCCUCUUCGCAAAAGAGAUGCCGAUCCUCUUCGUAAAAGGGACUCUUCUCAAAAGAAAAGGAGUCUUUUCAAACGUGAUACAACAACAACAACAGCCAGUACGCAACCGGAAACAACAUUGACACCUUUAGAACAGCAGUUAAUGGAACUCCAAAGUAUAAUUAUCAAUCCACCUCAAGUGGAACUUGGUCCAGAUGGGUGGCCAAAUAAAAGUAUUUAUGAUCCAGCAAAUGAUUCUUUGUAUUGGUGGCGUAAUGAUCCUGUAAUGAACCAGCAUCAUGAGCAUUGGCAUAUAGUGAUGAUUUCUGCCAUUGUUAAUGGAACAAGAAAGGACAGAGAAGGUGAAAAUUUUGUAUACAUGCAUAGACAUAUGUUGUCAAGGUAUGAUGCAGAACGUAUUGGUGUAGGCUAUGAUGUAGUAGAACCUUUAGUAGACUAUACCACACCGAUACCUGAGGCCUUUUAUCCCCCUCCAUUUCUGUUACAAGAUUUUAAUGGCGAAAAAGUUCCUUUUCCGGCUCGUCCUCCAAACCAAACCUUCCAUGAUAUUGUUAGUAAUGGUCAUGUAGUAAUAUAUUCUGUCGAAUUUUUGACACAUACAUUGUCCGAACUUGAGAAAUGGGUCGAAGGAAAAACUGAUGGCGAACAUCCAUUUCCUUUACUAAGCGAUGAUGAUGCAACAACGUUGGGUAGUGAGAUUGAGAUCAUAUUGCAUAAUAUCGGGCAUGCUAUGCUCGGUUAUAUUAUGCAUCCAUAUUCUAUCAAUUAUGCUCCAAGUGUGCUUGUUGGUGCACGAGCUGGGUUACGUGAUCCUUUAUUUUGGAGAUGGCAUCGUCACUUAGACAACAUUUAUAGAAAAUGGCAAGAUUCUUUGGGUCCUUCUGACUUUCAUAACGAUGCUCCUAACGUUACCAUAAGACCAACUGAUAUAUACUUUGCUUUUACUGACGUACUACUUGAGGUUUAUCCCGAAGGUCGAAAAGAUAAUUGGCUUAGUUUUGCUAAUCAAAUUUUUGGUGGCGAUAAUUUUGAUCGUGAUUUAUCAAAUAGUACUUUUGUAACUAACGAAUUGCACACAAAAAUGAAAAAUAGAAUACUUGUUUGGAGAGAAGAUAAUUAUGAUAAAGAAAAUAUUACUUAUCUUUAUCCAAGAGAUUGGCAAUACUUCAUUCGCGUAAGAAACGAUAAGAACGAAACUGUAGCAAUUACAUUACGUAUCUUCAUUGUUCCUGAAGCGGUUGCUGAUUCUAGAGUUCACUGGAUCGAAAUUGAUAAAUUUAAAAGAUUUUUAAACCCUUAUGAAAAAGCCGUAAUAGUACGUGAAUGUGAUAAAGCCGUCGUAAUUAGGAAACCUGCUCAAAGAACUGAAGAACAAAUGGAUUCGACCCAAAUAACAAAUGAGACAAGAAAAAUUACUGAAGGUCAUGAUGAAGCAGAGAUUGCUGAAUUGUUAUUUUGUGAUUGUGGUUGGCCAUAUAAUUUAAUGAUACCAAGAGGAAGUAAAGAAGGAUUAAAAUUUAAAAUCAUUGUUUUUAUUACUGAUGGUACAGAUGAUUUAAUUCCUACUUAUGAUGAAUGUGGAAGUACUCUACUGUGUGGUGCUCAUAAAUGGAAUGAUAAAAUUCCGGAUAUUAGACCUUUAGGAUAUCCAUUUGAUAGACCGUUUAAAAAUAAUUCUUAUAAACAAACAUUUGAAGGAUUAAAUAAUGUAGCUAUUAGGGAUUUUACUAUUGUAUGGACUGACACUGAUUUUCGAGAAGUCUAG
Racocetra persica is the source of this 3324-nucleotide messenger RNA. NCBI's taxonomy places the organism in Eukaryota, Fungi, Glomeromycota, Glomeromycetes, Diversisporales, Gigasporaceae. The record is from the annotation of a GenBank genome assembly.